AUGGCGCAGAAUAGCUCUGCCAAUGGCGCAGAAUCCCUUGCCGUAGCAGCGGCCUCGACAGCAGGGCCGUCCGUCCAGCCGGCGGUGGUGCUGUCUUUUGCCGGCCGCCUGAAGGAGUACGCUGCGGGGGUCGUGAGACAGGGGAAGCCGUGGUCGGAGGUGGUCGAUCGUACUGCGUUCUCGAGACCGCAGAACCUGGCAGAGGCCACAUCUCGACUGAAAAAGAAUGUUGCCUACUUUCGAAUCAACUACCUUAUUAUUGUCAUCAUGGCGAUAACGGUCUGCAUGCUGAUGAACCCAGGGUCGUUAAUGGUGUUGUGCACACUGCUGGUGGCUUGGAUUUAUGUGUUUGUCAUCCGCACCACCCCACUGGUUAUUGCCAAUCAACCUUUAAGUGAUGAAAUGAAGCUGAUGGGAAUGGCGGUAAUAUCAUUCAUCGUCAUAUUCUUCCUCACAAGCGUUGGUGCUGUGGUGUUUGGUGCUCUGUCCAUUGGUUUCUGCCUCAUCGCCUUGCAUGGAGCAACAAGGGUGCCAGAUGACCUAUUCUUGGACGACACAGAGGUCAACCAGAACCUCAUGUCCAUUUUAAUGGGUGGCAAGCAGAUGCCUUCCUUGUCAUCAAACGUUUGA
Ostreobium quekettii is the source of this 630-nucleotide messenger RNA. The record is from the annotation of a GenBank genome assembly. NCBI's taxonomy places the organism in Eukaryota, Viridiplantae, Chlorophyta, Ulvophyceae, Bryopsidales, Ostreobiaceae.